This is a messenger RNA of Leptosia nina, 1194 nucleotides long. The record is from the annotation of a GenBank genome assembly. Lineage: Eukaryota; Metazoa; Arthropoda; Insecta; Lepidoptera; Pieridae.
AUGUAUCCCCGGUCUUGUGAUACGUUCGUUGUCUUGUCGCCGUUGACAAAGGGGAAUGUUGUUAUAUUUGGCAAGAAUUCUGAUCGACCGCAGAGCGAAGUGCAAGAAGUGAUUUUGGUGAAAGACCGAGUUCGUGAACCAAUAUUGAAGUGUACAUAUAUCAGUAUAGAUGAAAGUGUCAACCCUAUUAACAAUGUGAUACUAAGUAAGCCAGCUUGGAUGUGGGGUGCAGAAAUGGGUGCCAACGAUAAAAAUGUGGUCAUAGGUAACGAGGCAGUCUGGACGAAUAAUAAUGAAGGUGAAGGAGAUGCAAGACAGAAGAGGCUGUUAGGAAUGGACUUAGUGCGACUAGGGUUAGAGAGGGGGAACUCAGCGGAAGAAGCAUUAGAUAUCAUCACAGAUCUACUGGAAAAGUAUGGCCAGGGUGGACCAUGCUCAGAAUUUGAUGACAGCCAUUUCUACCACAACUCUUUUCUCAUUGCUGACUCAAAAGAGGCCUGGGUACUUGAGACAAGUGGAAAACUAUGGGCUGCCGAAAGAAUUGCUAAUGGCUUCAGGAAUAUAUCAAACGGUCUGACCAUUAGGACAAAGAUUGAUAAGCACUCGGAGAAUCUAUUUGAAAUUGCUGAAAAGAUGAGCUACUGGGAUGGAAAGGGUAAGUUUGAUUUCACCUCCUCCUUCUCUUCGGGGGGUGAUGAGCAGAGGCAGGCGGCCGGCGAAAAACUCCUGUCUCAGUUAACUGCGAACAACUCCUUCGAGGUCAAGGAUAUGUUCACUAUCUUGCGGCAUAAAGAGAGUUGCAUAUGCCGUGGAGUCGAGGACACUUUCCCCACUCAAGGCAGCCAGGUUUCAUCGUUGUCCAGCGGCGGUGUAAACGUUCAUUGGUUCACAGCCACGCCCGAUCCCAGUGUGUCGUAUUUCAAGCCGUUUGUAUUCACCGAAAAUGCUGUGGCAUCUCCCUACACAGUCAGCCCUAAAGAGCCGAAGAGAGAACAUCAACUCUACUCUCUCCACUCGAAAUAUGUCCUGAGAUCCAACAACCAAAAGAUAACCAAAGUUCUACAAGAUGUAGAAGAAGAAUGUCUCAAUCAAAUCUCAACCUUCCUUCAAGACGGAAAAGAUUCAAAAUCUCUUAAAAACAUCGAUGAGUUAUUUAAGACAUGCGUGGAAAUGGAAGUGAAAUUGUACGGUUAG